Messenger RNA from Python bivittatus (Burmese python), 801 nucleotides. Lineage: Eukaryota; Metazoa; Chordata; Lepidosauria; Squamata; Pythonidae. The record is from RefSeq and is a predicted model, not a curated record.
AUGAGUUCGACCUUCCAAACAUGGCCGCCACCCCAUCGCUGGGCAAUCCGAGCUGAAAAAAGAAAAGACGAGGAAGCGCAAGCCCAAUCUGCGAAGGGCGCAUGCGCCAAAGGAAUUCUGCGCCUGCGUGUCGCGGCGCCCGAGUGCGGUGAAAUUCGGAAUGAGGGAUUGAGAGAGGAAGGAGAGGUCAUUGGAGUCAUAGGAGCCGCUGGCAUUGGUGUGGUGUAUAAUUGGAGAGAGCAAGGCAUCUGUAAAUCGGUUUGGGGGAGGUGUGAAGAGCUCAACAAAAACCCAGUGGAAGGCUUUUCAGCAGGUUUAAUAGAUGACAAUGAUCUCUAUCGAUGGGAAGUUCUUAUUAUUGGGCCUCCAGAUACACUCUAUGAAGGUGGUGUUUUCAAGGCUCAUCUUACUUUCCCAAAAGACUAUCCUCUCAGGCCGCCAAAAAUGAAAUUUAUCACAGAAAUAUGGCAUCCAAAUGUUGACAAAAAUGGUGAUGUCUGUAUUUCCAUCCUUCAUGAACCUGGUGAAGACAAGUAUGGCUAUGAGAAACCUGAAGAACGCUGGCUUCCCAUUCAUACAGUGGAAACCAUAAUGAUUAGUGUAAUUUCUAUGCUGGCAGAUCCCAACGGCGAUUCUCCUGCUAAUGUUGAUGCAGCGAAAGAAUGGAGGGAAGAUAGAAAUGGAGAAUUCAAAAGAAAAGUUGCCCGCUGUGUAAGAAAAAGCCAAGAAACUGCUUUUGAGUGACACUUAAUUCAGUUAGUAGCUUCACUUUUUUUCAGGGUAAGUAAUUUAACUAACAGA